AUGGAGGCCUUUCGAGAGGCUUUAGAAGAAUGCCUACUAGAAUACUUUGGAUAUUUGGGGGUUUGGUUUACUUGGGAAAAAGGAAAUUUGCUGGAGACAAACAUUAAAGAAAGACUUGACAGGGGAGUGGCAAAUGACAAAUGGAGGCAGCUAUUUUCAACAAGUAACAUCAAACACCUAACACACUCAAUGUCUGACCAUUGCCCACUUCUUAUAAACACAAAACGUGGAAAUUCUUAUAAGGGCAAUUUAAAAUUUAAAUUUGAGGCGUGGUGGCUCAUGGAGGAAAUGAUUAAGGAAGUAGUUAAAGAAUCUUGGGAGUCAGAAAUAGGUACAGUUGCUGAAAAACUCGAAAGACUACAAGCAGCCUUAAAAAUAUGGGCAAAAUCAAUAAAAGAACGGAGAGAGGGAUUGAAGAAAAAGCUUACAAAGCAACUUGAUACGUUAAUGGCACAAGAAAAGACUGACGAAACAAUGGCAAAAGUCAUUGAUACCCAAAUCCACCUGAAUAUAGAAAUUGAUAAAGAUGAAGUUUACUAG
Gossypium raimondii (Peruvian cotton) is the source of this 540-nucleotide messenger RNA. RefSeq lists its product as uncharacterized. The transcript has a single exon. The coding region runs from base 1 to 540 and encodes 179 amino acids. NCBI's taxonomy places the organism in Eukaryota, Viridiplantae, Streptophyta, Magnoliopsida, Malvales, Malvaceae. The record is from RefSeq and is a predicted model, not a curated record.